GUUCCAAGACAAGACGAAGAAGAGAUGCUACGACUUGCAAAUGGCCAAAAACACAUCAUACGCACUUAGAAACACAGAGCAAAGGUGAACAAUGUUAUCUUUUUGAGCUCGACGAAGAAUCUGGACAGACUGGUUGGUUUAGUAACCGGACAGCAGCGUUAGCUGUCAGAGAGAAAUGUUGGCUGCGUGUGGCCCAGAACUGACCUUUUCUUUUUAAAUGAUUACAUCAUGGAGGCCAUGCUUGACUUUGUAAACAUAUUCCACAUGGAGACCAGUGGAUCAUAUGUGACACUCGGCAUCUUCUUCCUGGCUCUUCUGUACUGGUAUUCAGUUUACCCCUUUUCAGUCCUCACUCGAUGUGGAAUCGAACAUCCAAAACCAGUCCCCUUUUUCGGCAACCUAUUCCUGUUUCGUGAGGGUUUUUUCCAUCCCGUGUCUGACCUCAUAAAGAGAUAUGGUCGAGUGUGCGGGUAUUAUUUAGGAAGGAGGGCAGUGGUUGUCGUGGCAGACCCUGACAUGCUGAGACAAGUGCUGGUGAGAGAGUUCAGCAGCUUUCCAAACAGAAUGACUAAUCGCUUUGCCAACAAACCCAUGAGCGAUUGUCUCCUCAUGUUGAAGAAUGAACAGUGGAAAAGAGUCAGGGGUAUACUGACUCCGUCCUUCAGUGCUGCCAGAAUGAAAGAGAUGGUUCCAUUCAUCCAAACAACCACGAACGCCCUGAUGAACAACUUGGAUGGCUACGCUGAAUCAGGGGAGGCCUUUGAUAUUCACAGGUGUUUCGGCUGCUUCACUAUGGACGUAAUUGCCAGUGUGGCGUUUGCAACCCAGGUGGACUCUCAGAACAACCCAGACGACCCAUUUGUCCACCAUGCUCAGAUGUUCUUCUCAUUUUCUUUCUUCAGGCCCAUCAUGCUUUUUUUCAUUGCUUUUCCACACGUUAUGGCUCCACUGGCGGGAAUCAUCCCCAACAAACGUCGCCGCCAAAUGAGUGAGUUCUUCAUCAACAGCAUUCAAUGGAUCAUUAGACAGAGGGAGGAGCAACCUCCUGAGCAGAGGCGGCGGGAUUUCCUUCAGCUGAUGUUGGAUGCGCGCAGUCGCAAGGAGGGUGUGUCUUUGGAGCACUUUGACGCAACGAGCAACAGUGCUGAGCCUGAUCACAGGAGUUCAGAGGCUAGUCUUCACCUUUCGGAUUCGCCCACCCGGCGACCAUCCAAAAAGGUCAUAACAGAAGAUGAAAUUGUCGGCCAAGCUUUUGUCUUCCUGCUGGCUGGCCACGAGACCAGCAGCAGCACUCUGGCCUUCACCUGCUACCUCCUGGCAAUCCAUCCAGAGUGUCAGCGCCGAGUCCAGGAGGAGGUGGAUGACUUUUUCAGCAAACAUGAGUCUCCUGACUACACUAAUGUCCAGGAGCUGAAAUAUUUAGAUAUGGUUGUAUGUGAAGCAUUGCGGCUCUAUCCUCCUGGAUUCAGGUUUUCACGAGAAAUCGAGCAGGACUGCGUGGUGAAUGGAGUGUCCUUGCCAAAAGGAGCCUUAUUGGAGAUCCCAGCGGGUUUCCUUCACUAUGACCCGGAGCACUGGCCUGAGCCCGAGAAGUUCAUCCCUGAGAGAUUCACCCCUGAGGCGAAAGCCAGUAGGCACCCGUUUGUGUACCUGCCUUUUGGGGCGGGGCCCCGCAACUGUGUGGGCAUGAGGCUUGCCCAAUUGGAAAUCAAGAUGGCUCUGGUUUGUCUUUUCCACAGGUUCAACAUCAUAACCUGCUCUGAGACACAGGUUCCGCUCCAGUUGAAGUCAUCAAGCACCCUGGGCCCCAAAAAUGGCAUUUUUAUCAAGAUCACAAAAAGAGACAACAGAUGACCUCUGAAUUAAAUGUGAUGCGCUGCUAAAUCUGAAAUGGGGGGCGGGUGGGGGGGAAUUUUCUUUCAAAACAAGUGGAGCCCUUUAACUUUGUUCAGGAAACAGAACACUGAAGACAAGUCACACAUCUCCAACAUUGGAACAACCAAACCAAAUAUAAGCCAUCUUCGCUAAAAGAAUCCCAAUCUUGAAGCAGCAAUGAGAUAAAAUGUCACUUAAUUUACACUUUUCACAGUUACUCUUUUGUGUAGUAAAACCUGUAAUAAUCGGUGCAUUUUGUGUCCCAUCCCUUUUUACAUAUCUGCUGAGUCAGCCACAAUAAGUGUCAUUUUUGCGCCAUCUAUACCAAUACCAAAAUUAACCUGAGGAUGGACAUGCCACUUAUGAGUAAAAGCCUUUUCACAAUGUGAAUAAAAGUCAUGAACAAUUUAAAUACAUUAUUGAAAUGGA
Molecule: messenger RNA, 2304 nt
Organism: Phyllopteryx taeniolatus (common seadragon)
Lineage: Eukaryota; Metazoa; Chordata; Actinopteri; Syngnathiformes; Syngnathidae
Gene: tbxas1
Product: thromboxane A synthase 1 (platelet)
Exons: 14
Coding region: 229-1854 (541 amino acids)
Molecular function (GO): heme binding; oxidoreductase activity, acting on paired donors, with incorporation or reduction of molecular oxygen; iron ion binding
Source: RefSeq, a predicted model, not a curated record